GUCUCUCCUCGAUUGCCUACAAAAAUACAAACCAGUGAGACUUCCGACAACACAUAACUAACAAACGCGACCUUCUCUCUCCUACCCACACUCACGGCGACGCUCCACUCCUCUCUCUCUGUACACUUUCUCUCUCUUUCUUCAUCGGAAAAAAUGGAGGAAGAACCUCAAAUUCAAUUGUCAUCAAGCCAGGCGAUCAACAACGAAGAAGAAGAAGUAGGUGGAGACGAUGAAGAGUUCUACGAGAAGAUUGAAGCCCCAAAGUUCGUUGACUUCACUCGCCCCGAUCGACCCCGACCUGACGAUCGUUACUGGUUUUGCUUGCGAGUUGGAUGUGACCAGAAGCAUGAAGAAGAAAUGGACCCUGAAGCAAUUUCCAAAAACUUUUUUCUUCGGGUUAUGGCAGCCAGGAGCCCCAAUGUACGGUUUCAAAAAGCACUCAACAGAAAAGCUUCAGGCAUGAAUGAGCAAUGCCCACUUUCAGCUCCAGCAAAACCUUCGAAGUCUAGAGUAUCAAGAUUAGCAGUGAUUUCUUCAAUUUCUUACAAGAAGAUUGAUGCAAAAGAGAAGGUUAAGCCCCUUUCCAAGCUGACUUCAACUCCAAAAGCCAAGGCAAAGCAAGUUGCUGCUAAGUAUUUAACAACUCCUAGGAACAAAAAGUGCCUUCCAAACCAAGACUCUUUCCGAAGUGUUCAAAACUCGAAACCAUCAAGCAUUGCAGUGCCCAAGAAUAGAAUCGUAGCGAAAGCUUUGGUCUUUCAUUCUCCAAAGAAAGCAAUCACCAUCAAAACUUCAUCAGAAUUGCGUACCCCUUUGACGAAGAUUUGUGAAGGGAUGAAGAGGCUUGAGAUAACCAGUCAAAGGAAGCGCGUGUUGGGGUAUGUUAACAAGCCAUCAAAGGACAUUAGACGCAACCCUAACAAACCGUUGCCUGCAGAUCCCUUAAGAAGAAAACUAAGCGCCUGCAAAGACAAAAGCAAGGCCAAGGAAUUGCUUAAGCCUCCAAAUUGCAAGGAUCGGGAUACCAAGUCUUCAAGACGUGUCAAGAGAAAGAGCAAAGGGAAUUUGGACAAACCGUGCAACUAUAUGCCCAAGGAAGCUGUUGAAAAUGACUUAAGCAGCGAUAUGGAGCUUGACAUGAAAUCAAGGGAAGGCUCUGUAUUAGGUACUUCAAGGAUUACUGAAGGAAAUGUAUAUGAGGAACGUUUGGUAACUGAGAAAACACCUGGAAGUUUUGAAUCCUCAAAUUCUACUCAAGAAGAAGCCAUUCCUUGCUUAGAAUUAGAAGCAUCAACAGAGAAUUCAGACAAGGCAUUGUCAGAUGCUUCAGGAAGCAAAAUCAACUCCUUGUCAAACUCUGAAGAGGGUUGUUUGGAAGAAAAUGAUUGCAGUGAAGGAAUUGACCAGGAAAAGAAAACUAAAUGUCAAAGUUUGGGAGUAGGACAUGAAGUUGAAGACAUGGACAGUGAUGACAAAGAAAAUGCUUUGGGCACUGAUGGUAACAGAGAUGUCGAUCCAAAUAAAAACCGAUCUGCAAGAGAAGUACUCGGCAAGCAGGAGACAAACAAGAUCACUAAAAAGGUUGCUCGAGCACUGGACAAAAAUUUGAAAGAAGGGCUCGUUGUAGUUGCCACCGGUGGUGCUCAAGGUGUGAAGUAUAAAAAACCAAAACCCACAAAUCCUAAACCUUUCAGGCUGAGGACUGAUGAAAGAGGAAUUCUGAAGGAAACAAAAUUGGAGAGAAGAAUCCAAGCACUAGGUCCUCAGAAAGAAACCGAAACAGUCUCAAUUCUCCCUGGUGGAAUUUUGCAGAAAAGGCCUGGGAAUGAUGAUAACCAAAAGAGUAGAACAUCUGGCCUAACGACUUCAAAAGGACAAGUGCAACAAAAAACAGCUACUACAAUAACCCCAAAAAAACGUUCCAAUUCAAUACAACAAAAACCCAAAUCAAUACCAUCGCGUUUUAUGUGUCAAAAAUCAGAAAACAGCUUAGGAAAGCCAAAGUCAUCUUCAUUGCAGGGACAGCAGCAUAUUAGGCCAAAGGGGGUUGCUUCAAUGAAAAAACUCAAUGUGAUCAAGGAAACAUCAUCAACAGCUUCAAGAUCUGAGGAGGAUGUAGGAGAGCCAAGCCAGAGCGAUACUAGAGUUGCAAACAAAGCCGCCACUUCUGCUGCUUCCAGGUCAUUGUCACGAGGGAAAAGGCGGCCUGCAACCAUUCCAAAGGAGCCAAACUUUCAGUGUGUCCAUGUACCCAAGAGUUGUGCAAGGAAAGUGGCUUAGGCGAUAUCAUCAGAAUUUCCCAGUUGGGUGUAUUUUAUAUCUUCUUGUUCAAUCUUGUAUUGAAUUACAUUCGCUGAUUGAUUUGGUUGCAUUCCAGUUUUCAUCUUAUAUGCUCUCUGAAAUUUUGUACUAGGUGGUGCAUCUUAUGUACUUGUGUGUUCAUCUACAAAGACGUGCAAUAUAAUUGUUUCAUUCUUUUCAA
Camellia sinensis is the source of this 2482-nucleotide messenger RNA. RefSeq lists its product as uncharacterized. Lineage: Eukaryota; Viridiplantae; Streptophyta; Magnoliopsida; Ericales; Theaceae. The record is from RefSeq and is a predicted model, not a curated record.